Molecule: messenger RNA, 881 nt
Organism: Pistacia vera
Lineage: Eukaryota; Viridiplantae; Streptophyta; Magnoliopsida; Sapindales; Anacardiaceae
Product: NAD(P)H-quinone oxidoreductase subunit M, chloroplastic
Exons: 2
Coding region: 56-667 (203 amino acids)
Molecular function (GO): oxidoreductase activity, acting on NAD(P)H, quinone or similar compound as acceptor
Source: RefSeq, a predicted model, not a curated record
UUAAGAAUUUUUUUAUAAACUUGAACCUGAAAGCCAGCUACUACGGUAAUAUAUCAUGGCAGCAACUUCCAUUUCCAUGGCCUCUACAAAAUUCUCGUCGUUGAGAUGGACUGGAGGGAAAAAAGAACAAACAAAGAGAAGGGUUUUUUCUAUCUCAGCUGAGCAGCAAGCUGAAGUAAAAGAAUCACAGCAAGUGAAGAAAGAAGAAAAGGUGAAGCCAAAGCAGACACCGUUGAGACCUGUGGAACCUCAAACCAAUGUGCAGAGUAGAAACAUGAGCAGAGAGUUUGGAGGACAAUGGUUGUGUAGCGUGACGCGACAUGUCAGGAUUUAUGCUGCAUACAUUGAUCCUGAGACCUGGGAGUUUGAUCAAACCCAGAUGGAUAAACUCACCCUCAUGUUGGAUCCCACCAAAGAGUUUUUAUGGACCGACGAGAGUGUCAACAAGGUUUUUGUGUGCUUCCAGGAGCUUGUGGAUCACUAUGAGGGUGCCCCAUUGACAGAAUACACUCUCCGGCUAAUCGGAUCUGACUUAGAACACUACAUCAGAAAACUGCUAUAUGAUGGAGAAAUUAAAUACAACAUGGAUGCAAGGGUACUAAACUUCAGCAUGGGGAAGCCACGCAUUAUGUUCAACAACAACGAGAUUCCUCAAGAUUUGCAGUGACAGAUUAAAGUUCAUAUAAAAUGGGUACUAAAAAGGCAGGCUAAUGUAGCUGGAUGUCAAAUGAAAUUGGAAAAUUGUUCAAGAGUUUCUGGAAAUGGCAUGUGCCCAUCAAGUUAUCACAACAAUAUAUUAUGUACAGAGGAUUCACAAUCCGAGCUUACUUGUUAUGCACAUUGUUGUAGUUGUCAAUAUCAUUAUACAUGGUGUUAUAUCA